This is a messenger RNA of Mauremys mutica (yellowpond turtle), 1129 nucleotides long. RefSeq names its product E74 like ETS transcription factor 5 (gene ELF5). The coding region runs from base 117 to 887 and encodes 256 amino acids. Gene Ontology annotation, biological process: cell differentiation; regulation of transcription by RNA polymerase II. Lineage: Eukaryota; Metazoa; Chordata; Testudines; Geoemydidae. Gene Ontology annotation, molecular function: sequence-specific DNA binding; DNA-binding transcription factor activity, RNA polymerase II-specific. Gene Ontology annotation, cellular component: nucleus. The record is from RefSeq and is a predicted model, not a curated record. The transcript is spliced from 7 exons.
CUUUACUUCCACAGUGCUGUGCAUUGCUGCAGGAAAGCCGCCUCUUUUCUCUUGCUUCUGAGACCUCCUUUUGGACCUAAACAUUGCAACAGGAAUAAGCACCCAUCUGCACGGGGAUGUUGGACUCAGUCACUCACAGCACCUUUCUGCCAAACACAAUGAUCUGCGAGCCCCUGAUGUCUUGGACAGAAUUGUUUGGGACAACUGAGGACUAUUAUCCCUCCUUUGAUCAUCAGACAGUUGGCGAUUCUUGCUGGACAUCUAUUCACCCAGAAUACUGGAGUAAACACAAUGUCUGUGAGUGGCUGCAGUUCUGCUGUGACCAAUACAAGCUAGACGCCAACUGCAUCUCCUUUUCCCACUUUAAUAUUACUGGCUUGCAGCUGUGCAGCAUGACCCAGGAGGAGUUCACAGAUGCUGCCGGCGUUUGUGGCGAAUACCUUUAUUUCAUUUUACAGAACAUCAAGAUACAUGGCAUUUCCUUUUUUACUGACACCGAAGAAACCAAGCCAACUAUCAAAGACUACAAUGAUAAGGCAUGCCUGAGAACAGGGGGCUCCAAGAGUCAAGAAUGUCACAGCCACGGGAGAACAAGCCUGCAGAGUUCUCACUUGUGGGAAUUUGUAAGAGACCUCCUCCUGUCUCCAGAAGAAAACUGUGGCAUUCUCGAUUGGGAGGAUAGAGAACAAGGCAUCUUUCGGGUUGUUAAGUCAGAAGCCCUGGCAAAGAUGUGGGGACAAAGAAAGCGAAAUGACAGAAUGACAUAUGAAAAACUGAGCAGAGCUCUCCGGUAUUAUUAUAAAACUGGAAUUUUGGAACGCAUAGACAGAAGGCUAGUGUACAAGUUUGGAAAGAACGCCCAUGGGUGGCAGGAGAACAAGCUAUGAACUAACAGUCCCAUGCAUCAGACUGAUUAUGCACUCUGCAACAGGAAGUGUCUGACUGCAAUAGACAUUUGAGAGAAGGAUUUUUUUCUCCUGCAUCUCUCCUCUACGCCAGUCUGGAGCUGACAACUGUUUCUGAGAGACUGGCCAGAACAACUCAUGACAGCACAUGAAUGGGGUGGCUCUUCCCCAUUAUCAGGGCUGGCUCUAACUUUUUUGCCGCCCCAAGCAAAAAAAAAAAGAGC